Oncorhynchus keta (chum salmon) is the source of this 1496-nucleotide messenger RNA. Its product is annotated as ribulose-phosphate 3-epimerase-like. The record is from RefSeq and is a predicted model, not a curated record. NCBI's taxonomy places the organism in Eukaryota, Metazoa, Chordata, Actinopteri, Salmoniformes, Salmonidae. Gene Ontology annotation, molecular function: metal ion binding; D-ribulose-phosphate 3-epimerase activity. The coding region runs from base 351 to 743 and encodes 130 amino acids. The transcript has 7 exons. Gene Ontology annotation, cellular component: cytosol. Gene Ontology annotation, biological process: pentose-phosphate shunt, non-oxidative branch; carbohydrate metabolic process.
GUAGCAAACUAACACGUUCGAGUACUCCAUGAACUGCUUUCUUGCACAGCCAGGUGAGAGCAGGGCAGAUAGCACCCACAUGUCUUACAGCGCAAAGAUGCUGGUACUAGUUCAAUUGCCUAGUUCAAUAAAAAAUAAAUAUAUAUUUGUAAUACGUCGCAAAAAAAUUGGCCCGUCCAUCCCAGUGACCUACCUAGCAUGCAUUGGUACUGAAUCUGUUCGAAUGACGGAGUGCGGGGCUGACUUCCUGCACCUCGACGUUAUGGACCGUCAUUCUGUACCCAACAUCAUGUUCGGUCAUCCCAUGGUGGAGUGCCUGAGGAACUGUGUGGGGCCAGACCCUUUUUGAUAUGCACGUGAUGGUAUCGGGGUCAGAGCAGUGGGUGAAACCCAUGGCAGGAGCCAAUCAGUACACAUUCCACCCGGAGGCCACCACUAAUGCUGGAAACCUCAUCAAGGAGAUCAGAGAGAGCGGCAUGAAAGUGGGCCUGGCCAUAAAGCCUGGGACUACAGUAGAGGAGUUGGCACCGUGGGCUGGACAGAUCAACAUGGCUCUGGUCAUGACUGUAGAGCCUGGCUUUGGAGGCCAGAAGUUCAUGGAGGACAUGAUGCCCAAGGUGAGCUGGCUGAGGAGUCAGUUUCCCUCUCUGGACAUUGUGGACGGAGGAGUGGGUCCUUCUGCCAUCCAUAAGUGUGCGGAGGCGGAUGCUGACAUGAUCAUGCCGGACUGUGACCACGUGUAACCAUGACUGCACAGGACCUCCUUCACCUGCGGGCCCCUUAUGUGGGGAGAAACUCAUUCUGACCGGCUGGGCCUGGCUCCCAAAUGGGUGAGCCGGUGCCAAGUCUUGUGAAAUCCAUAGAUUAGGGCCUAAUGACUUUUAAAUAAAGUUCCUUAUAUGAACUGUAACUCAGCGAAAUCUUAGACAUUGUUGCAUUUAUCUUUUCGUUCAGAGAGAGUGUGUGUGUGUGUGUGUGUGUGUGUGUGUGUGUGUGUGUGUGUGUAUAAUAUAUAUAUAUAUAUCCAUACAUUGCAGCCCUGAAUCUGCAAUAAAAAGAAUACAAUGUAGCUCUGGUAAUAUGGGUCAUAUUUGAACAGCUAGGGCAGGGGUCUCCAACCAUUUCUAUCCAAAAGGCUACUUCAUAUAAAAAGGCUAAAAUCACCAAAGUUGAUGAAUAGAAACAAAGAAAAGCACUGAUUACAUAAUUGUGUUUUGGUUCUUAAAAUCACACCUUUUGAAUAGGUGCCUUUUUUAUUUCAAACACCAGUAGUGCAACUAAUGUUUUCUAACUGCACUGAACCAACACAGUGGCUCACCGGAGCAAAGCAAAACUUGUGGUCAAAACCAUUCAUCUUGAGGUGACAGGGGGAGGUGGUGAAAAAUGCAAUCUGUUCAUUAAAAUGUAAAAUGGGUGGGUUUUAAUACAAACUAGCUUAACAUUGCUAAUCAUUGAAAAGGACAAAUUAAACAAUGAUUCAUGAUCAUUUUCUGGUU